Serinus canaria (Common canary) is the source of this 1424-nucleotide messenger RNA. RefSeq names its product interleukin 34 (gene IL34). Gene Ontology annotation, molecular function: macrophage colony-stimulating factor receptor binding; cytokine activity. The coding region runs from base 388 to 975 and encodes 195 amino acids. Lineage: Eukaryota; Metazoa; Chordata; Aves; Passeriformes; Fringillidae. The record is from RefSeq and is a predicted model, not a curated record. The transcript is spliced from 7 exons. Gene Ontology annotation, biological process: positive regulation of cell population proliferation; positive regulation of monocyte differentiation; positive regulation of protein phosphorylation.
CGCCUCCCGGGAAGCGCGGGCACGGCCCCGCCGCCGCCGCCGCCCGCGGGUGAACGCGUCCCGCGCCCGCGGCCCCGCGCGCCGCGCCAGAUUCCCUCUUGCAGUCCGGGGGUGCUCCUGCACCCCUGCAGACACUUCCCUGCCAACACCCUGUGACGGCCCCGGGACCUGCUGCCUCCCUGCCACCAGCUGGAGAGGAGAAGCCAGCGGGGACUGCCGGGAAGGUGAACUAAAUCCCCCAUCCAUGGCAGGGAACAACUGCCCGAGGCUACCGGAGAGCAGCCAGUGCCCGGAGCCUACACCUGUCCCUUGUCCCCACACCAUCCACGCCACUGCCCUGGAGGCUCCCGGUGAGCCCCAGCCAUGUAGGCACAGCCUGGGGCUCCAAUGAUGGCCACCAUCAACAUGCAGCAGGGCUACGCUGCCAUCCUAUGUGUCCUGGCUGUGCUGGGGCUGGAGGCCGCGGCGCCGGGCGAAUGCGAGCUCACCCGCCUGCUCCAGGACAAGCUGCAGUAUGAGAUGCGCCUGCAGUACAUGCCCCCGUGCUCUUCCCUGCCUUUCCAGAAACAUUACUUUCCCAUCGACUACACAGUCCAGGUCCAGUAUGAAGAGGUGCUGAGGCCGUCCAACAUCACCCGCCUGCGCAACGGGACGGUGUCGGAGGCAGCACUGCGGUACCUCUGGUUCCAUGUCAGCUCCCAGGCCGUGCUGCGGAUCCGUGAGGUGCUGCCAGAGAAGCACCCAUCCCGGAAGUACACCCAGGAACUCUGCCAGCUCUUUGAUGCCCUGGGCAAGGAGUACAGCAAGUAUCGGCAGACAGACGUGGAAACUGUGGUGGCCGAUCUGGUGAAGCUGAUCCACAGCGCGGGCGCUGAGAGCCGGAGCAAGGCUGUGCGCCCCAAGGCACUGCUGGACAACUGCCUCAAGGUCAUGAGGAUGCUCUACGGGGUGCCCUGUCGGUGGGAAUCCACCUAACACUGUGGAAGACUCCUCACUCCCCCCUCACUGGACACCUCCUUGCCCUGGAGCCUUGGAUGCUGCCUCUGCUCUGCUCCUCCCAGAGCCCCAUGUGGAUUCCCAAGGAAGCUGCAAAGGUUGGACAAAUGCCACUCCUUCCAGGACCAAACACAACCCUUUCCAGAGCUGUGGGACUGUUAAUGGCUGAUCUUGUCCAUCCGAAAUGUCUGCCACUCUUUGCAUGGGUGUGGGGUCAGAAACAGCCCCCUGUGGCAGGCAGCUGUUGUGGGGACAUACAGCUCUCCCUGCCCACAGGGCAGGUGAGGGCAUCACCUUGUUUCUCUCCAUUUGUAUUUUUUCCUCAGCUUUGAUUAAACAUCAGUUAAUUCUGUAGCAUUGCAGCUCAGCUUCUGACUGGGUCCUGGGAGCCUCCAGCCUUACCCAAAAUAAAGGACCAGCAAAGAGAA